AUCGUGACUCAUUAUUAUUUUCUCCUUCUAAAUAAUUUUAAGCUCAAAGACAAAAUUUUCAAGAAGAAAGAAGAAAAACAUAGGACGGCUCUCGAUAGAUUGAAUGGAGUAAUGCGAUUUAUCAACGCAUGGGCAUACGUUGCGGGGCUGCAAUUCACAGAUGAUUGGAAAAGAAAUGGCAGAAUUGCGUUCGCUGUUUUAGUGAACUUUAUAACGCUGUCUUGUGGUUUCUACAGCGUAUGGUAUUAUUUUCCGACAGAAAAUAGCUUCCUCGUGACGGGAAUGUUUGCCUUUAAUGCUGUGGUUUGGGUAAAAUUGAUUGUUGUUGUUCUCAACCACGAGAGAUUCAUGUCGGUAGUGCAAUUCAUUUACAAAGUGUUUAAAAGCAACACAUCAGGACCGCGGGACCGCAUCCUCAGUAGAGUAACAAAGAUAAUUAAUUAUCAUAUGGCAAUUAACCUUUCCAGUUUUUUGGCUGGAUAUGUUUUCUACUCAGCUUUUCCGUUGUACGAUUUCAUUUUCAACGGAAAAUCGACUUUAGUGUCUCCGUUGUUAGUGCCAUUGAUUGACUGGACCAAUCUUCGAGGCUACUUCAUUACAACCGGCUUCAAUGUAUUUGCUGUGAGCUAUUGCCUUACUGUUUGUAUUGCCGUUAGUUCAUUAUUCUUCGCGUUUGUUGAUGCAUACGAUGGCAUGGUUUCUCUAAUCGAUAAAGAUUUUGGGGCAUUCAGCGAAAUGUGCAAAAUAAAGCAAUGCGGUAUGGCGUACGAUGCGGUGUUUCAAAAUAUAAUAAUUCAGUUAAUGGACUUAGCAAGAUUUAGCCACUACAUGAAUGAUCUUUACAACAUCAUAGCAACUGCACAAGUUGCAAUGUCCUUUUUAGUGGUGGUGAUGGCACUAGCUGCAUAUUUAGCAACAACACGAAUGAGCGGGUUGUAGCUGUUAUUUGCAACGCAAAGUGGUACACUUACAAAGUAAAAUAUCAAAAGGACAUGAUGGUGGCUUUGUACAUAGCCCAAAAUAUGCACCCGAUCCGUCUUGCAAACGUGUACCCG
Molecule: messenger RNA, 1055 nt
Organism: Bradysia coprophila
Lineage: Eukaryota; Metazoa; Arthropoda; Insecta; Diptera; Sciaridae
Product: odorant receptor 67d-like
Biological process (GO): detection of chemical stimulus involved in sensory perception of smell; sensory perception of smell
Cellular component (GO): plasma membrane
Molecular function (GO): odorant binding; olfactory receptor activity
Source: RefSeq, a predicted model, not a curated record